This is a messenger RNA of Otolemur garnettii (small-eared galago), 4320 nucleotides long. RefSeq names its product cyclin G associated kinase (gene GAK). Gene Ontology annotation, biological process: protein phosphorylation; regulation of clathrin-dependent endocytosis; positive regulation of Notch signaling pathway. Gene Ontology annotation, molecular function: ATP binding; protein serine/threonine kinase activity; AP-2 adaptor complex binding. The record is from RefSeq and is a predicted model, not a curated record. Bases 129 to 3917 code for a protein of 1262 amino acids. Lineage: Eukaryota; Metazoa; Chordata; Mammalia; Primates; Galagidae. Gene Ontology annotation, cellular component: cytoplasm. The transcript is spliced from 26 exons.
GCGUUCUCCCGCGUGCCUACGUCACGGCGCCGGGGCGGAAGAUGGAAGAACUGCAGGCUGGCGGCUGUUAAGCAGACCAGGACCGAGCGGGAGCCUGAGUCGGCCGCUCCGGUUGUGCGGCUGCCGCCAUGUCGCUGCUGCAGUCGGCGCUCGACUUCCUGGCAGGCCCAGGCUCCCUGGGCAGUGCUGCCGCUCGCGACCAGAGUGACUUCGUGGGGCAGACGGUGGAACUGGGCGAGCUGCGGCUGCGGGUGCGGCGAGUCCUGGCCGAGGGAGGGUUUGCAUUUGUAUAUGAAGCUCAAGAUCUGGGAAGUGGCAGAGAAUAUGCGUUAAAGAGGCUGUUGUCCAACGAAGAGGAAAAGAACAGAGCCAUCAUUCAGGAAGUUUGUUUCAUGAAAAAACUUUCUGGCCACCCCAACAUUGUCCAGUUUUGUUCGGCAGCAUCAAUAGGAAAAGAAGAGUCGGACACAGGGCAGGCUGAGUUCCUCCUACUCACAGAGCUCUGCAAAGGGCAGCUGGUGGAAUUUUUAAAGAAAAGUGAAUCUAAAGGUCCUCUGUCGUGUGAUGCGGUUCUGAAGAUCUUUUACCAGACGUGCAGAGCAGUGCAGCACAUGCACAGGCAAAAGCCGCCCAUCAUUCACAGAGACCUCAAGGUUGAAAACUUGCUGCUUAGUAACCAGGGGACCAUUAAGCUAUGUGACUUUGGCAGUGCCACAACCAUCUCACAUUUCCCGGACUACAGCUGGAGCGCGCAGAGACGAGCCAUGGUGGAGGAAGAGAUCACAAGGAAUACAACACCCAUGUACAGGACACCAGAGAUCAUUGACUUGUACUCCAACUUCCCAAUUGGCGAGAAGCAGGACAUCUGGGCCCUGGGCUGCAUCCUGUACCUGCUGUGCUUCCAGCAACACCCUUUUGAGGAUGGAGCGAAACUCCGAAUUGUCAACGGGAAGUAUGUGAUUCCUCUGACUGACACCCGGUACACCGUCUUCCAUGACCUCAUCCGUGCCAUGCUGAAGGUCAACCCGGAGGAGCGGCUGUCCAUCACUGAGGUGGUGCGCCAGCUGCAGGAGAUCGCAGCUGCCAGGAACGUGAACCCUAAGUCCCCCAUCACAGAGCUCCUUGAGCAGAACGGAGGCCAUGGAAAUGCUGUUCCAUCCCGAGGGCCCCUUCCUGGAGGCCCUGCCAGCAGUGGCUACAGUCCAGGCCUGGCUCUGGUAGAAUAUGACCAGUCCUACAGCGGCUUCCUGGACAUCUUGCGGGGUGGUACCGAGCGGCUAUUCACCAACAUCAAGGACACGUCCUCCAAGGUCAUACAGUCAGUUGCUAAUUAUGCCAAAGGCGACCUGGACAUAUCCUACAUCACAUCCAGGAUCGCUGUGAUGUCGUUCCCAGCAGAGGGCGUGGAGUCGGCGAUCAAAAACAAUAUAGAAGAUGUUCGGGUAUUUCUGGACUCCAGGCACCCGGGGCGCUAUGCUGUCUAUAACUUGUCGGCACGGAGCUACCGGCCCUCUAAGUUUCACAGCCGAGUGUCUGAGUGCGGCUGGGUGGCCCGGCGGGCACCCAGCCUGCACAGCCUGUAUGACGUCUGCAGGAACAUGCAUGCCUGGCUCCGGCAGGACCACAGGAAUGUCUGUGUCGUGCACUGCGUGGACGGGAGAGCCGCCUCGGCUGUGGCUGUCUGCUCCUUCCUGUGCUUCUGCCGGCUCUUUAGCACUGCGGAAGCCGCUGUGUAUAUGUUCAGUAUGAAGCGCUGCCCACCAGGCAUUUGGCCAUCCCACAAAAGGUACAUUGAGUACAUCUGCGACAUGGUGGCAGAGGAGCCCGUCACGCCCCACAGCAAGCCCGUGCUGCUGAAGGCUGUCUCCAUGACCCCUGUGCCCCUGUUCAGCAAGCAGAGGACCGGCUGCAGACCCUUCUGUGAAGUCUAUGCAGGUGGUGAGCGCGUGGCCAGCACAUCCCAGGAAUACGACAAGAUGAGGGGCCAAGUGGCCUGCAGGCUGUGUGUGGUCUCCCUAACAGCUGUCUGCUGGCAACAACACAGGUAUGACCUAGAUGCGUGUGACAUCCAAGAGAAGUACCCAGAUCUGUUCCAAGUGAACCUGGAGGUGGAGGUGGAGCCCAGGGACAGGCCAAGCUGCGAGGCCCUGCCAUGGGAGAACGCAAGCAUGAAGGGGCUGAACCCCAAAAUCCUGUUUUCCAGCCGAGAGGAGCAGCAAGACAUUCUGUCUAAGUUUGGGAAGCCAGAGCUCCCCCGGCAGCCUGGCUCCACAGCGCAGUAUGAUGCUGAGGAGGGGUCCCCGGAAGCUGAGCCCCCUGAGUUGGACUCACCGCCAAGCAGCAGCACAGACACCAGCCACUUCCUGCACACGCUGGACUGGCAGGAGGAAAAAGAAUCCGAGAUGGGUGCAGGAAACACCUCUCCCAAAGAGAACCAGUCUGCCCUGGUGGAGGACAGAAGCGGGAGUGGGGUGUCAGAGGAGGAGGAUGUGCCGAGCACUGGCGAGAGCAGGAUGUCCAGGGCUGAGGGCGAUGGACCAGGCUCACAGGACCUGAUCUUUGAUGCGGGAGCCACAGCCCUGUCCCCGGAGCCCAUGCCACAGGAGGACAGCGUGGACCUCCUGGGGCUGCACUCUGAGGCGGACCCCAGGCCAGCUUCUCCCACACAGACCUGCGGGGUCUCCUCCAGCAACACCGACCUCCUCAGCUGCCUCCUUGGACCCCCUGAGGCUGCUCCAGAAGGGCCGCCAGAUGACCUGCUUGGCAGCAAGGCCCCACUGCUCUUGGCCAGCCCGGCUCCUCCCCUGAGUGUUUCCAGCACCCCCCGAGGAGAACCCCCUGCCCCUGCUGACCCAUUUGACCCCUUGCUGCUGCCGUCGGACUCCGACACUCAGCCCUGCUCUAAGCCUGACCUCUUCGGCGAGUUUCUCAAUUCUGACUCCGUGGUCGCCCCGCCUGCCUUCCCUGCCACCCACAGCGCCCCGCCCCCGUCCUGCAGCACUGACUUCCUGCACCUGGGGGAUCUGCCAGUGGAGCCUGUUAAGAUGACAGCCUCGUCCAGCCAGCCGGACCUACUGGGAGGGUGGGGCACCUGGGCUGAAGCCACUGUGCCCGGGCCAGCCCCUACACCAGCCACUGAAGGCCCUGUCUUCUCUUCUGGAGGCCAGCCGGCCCCUUCUGGCCUUCCAGCCAACUGGACCAAGUCUCAGAGCCUGGACCCAUUUGCUGACCUUGGCGACCUCAGCUCCGGCCUCCAAGGCCUGCCCACUGGAUCCCGUCCUGUUAACGGAGGCUUUCUUCCCACGACAACUCCUAUUCCCAAGGGUGGUAGCUCCUGGCAGACGAAUCGGCCACUGACCCAGGGCAUGUCAUGGGCCCCCCAAACCAAGCUGCCCCCCAAAGCGUGUGCUCAACCAAGGCCUAACUAUGCCGCAAGCUUCAGUGUGAUCGGGGCACGAGAAGAGAGGGGGGUCCGCGCACCUGGCUUUGCUCCAAAGCCAAAAGUCUCAGAGAACGAUUUUGAGGAUUUACUGUCCAAUCAAGGCUUCUCCACCAGGCCUGACAAGAAGGGGCCGAAGACCAUUGCAGAGAUGAGGAGGCAGGACCUCGUCAGAGACACUGAUCCGCUGAAGCUGAAGAUCCUGGAGUGGAUCGAAGGCAAGGAAAGAAAUGUCCGUGCCCUGCUAUCCACACUGCACACAGUGCUGUGGGACGGGGAGAGCCGCUGGACGCCUGUGGGCAUGGCAGACCUAGUGACACCAGCGCAGGUGAAGAAGCAUUACCGCCGUGCGGUUCUGGUCGUGCACCCUGACAAGGCCGCAGGGCAGCCGUAUGAACAGUAUGCCAAGAUGAUCUUCAUGGAGCUCAGCGACGCCUGGUCUGAGUUUGAGAGCCAGGGCUCCCGGCCCCUGUUCUGAGGUCCCAGGCUCUGGCUGCACCGAGAAGUCUGUCACUGGGCAUCAGACCCUCACUUUGGGGACCCUGUGGCCCAAGGCACACGUGGGCACGUGAGAGGCCCUGAGCCCCCAGGUUACCACCAUUCCUGCGCCCCUCCUGCUGUUCUGCUGUCCCGCCGUCCGGGACAAAUGUCAUUCCAUGGCACAAGAAGAGAAAGCAUUCCAAAGCCUCUGAUUUUUGUUGUUUUCUUUUUCUUUCUCUUGACCCAAAGGAAAAGUGAUUCUGCUUCUCCCACAGUCAUCACCAUUUGUGAUUUAUUUUGGUGUUCAGCGGCCAUCCCCUCUCAAGAGUGCCCCUCAGCCCCAUAUGAAUCUGAAUCAGCCUGGUGAUUGUCUGUACAUAAUUAAAACCAUUUUCUGAUGA